AUGCGCACGACACCUCUCCUUCGUCUGGCCGUAUGCCUGACCUCUUUGGCUCCUCUGGCAUCGGCAUGGCCGGGAUGGCUACCUAAUGUUGACACACUGAUUGUCCGGGCCGAUGAUAAUGCAGACACAGGUAAGCAUAUCCCCCCAUCCCAAGAGAAAGAGGGAGAGAGAGAGAUGACUGACAUGAUGUAUAUCCAAAAUAUAGCCGCCGAGACGGGAGCAACAGCCACGGCAACAGCAGCCAAGGCUACCAAGACAGAUGACGGGGACCUCAACACAGCCGAGCCGACAUCUGCCAAGAAGACGGAUGACGGGGACCUCAACACGGCGGAACCGACCUCUACCAAGACGGCCAACGACGACGACAACAACGACGACGACAAAACCAGCAAGGGCAAGAAGACGACCAAGACAUCGAGCGUGAGCAUCCCGGCCACGGCCAUAGCGGGGGGCGUUAGCAUAACGGAGCCGGCUACGACGCAGAUGGCCACGCCCCUCUUCAAGAUCGGCGACAAUAUCACCCUAGGGUGGAACUACACCGGCAUCAUCGAGAAACCCACCGCCAUCGACGUGCUCAUCAGCUGCUCCACCGCCUCGGAGACCUGGACCCUGACCUCAAACAUGACCUUCGAAACGGACGUCUCCUACACCUGGAACUCGGAGGACCAGGCCGACAACGUCGAGACCCCGCUCCUCACAGAGCUGUACACCCUCAUCAUCAAGAACUCGGACGCCGACAUCAGCGACUCCCCGGAGGCCGGCAAGCUUGCCGCCAACGCCCAGUUCACCUUUGGCCUCUACCACCCGCAAGCCUACACCCCCUACGCUGACUGGGAGUGCAGCGGCUGCAGCGGUGCCGCCAGCCUCUUCAGCUCGCAGGUCGUCCACCUCGCCGUCACCAUGAGCGCCAUCACGAUCAUCACCUUCACCUACUUUGUCACUGGGUGGGGGAUUCAUUAA
This is a messenger RNA of Geosmithia morbida, 960 nucleotides long. RefSeq lists its product as uncharacterized. The record is from RefSeq and is a predicted model, not a curated record. NCBI's taxonomy places the organism in Eukaryota, Fungi, Ascomycota, Sordariomycetes, Hypocreales, Bionectriaceae. The transcript has a single exon. Bases 1 to 960 code for a protein of 319 amino acids.